Molecule: messenger RNA, 984 nt
Organism: Ostreobium quekettii
Lineage: Eukaryota; Viridiplantae; Chlorophyta; Ulvophyceae; Bryopsidales; Ostreobiaceae
Source: the annotation of a GenBank genome assembly
AUGGCGUCGAUUCCAUCGAAUUCAUCAGAUGAUGAAUGUGUGGGGCCUCCCAAGAAGUCUAAGCGACCCAAGAAGCGUUCAAAGAAUAAGUCAAAGGCCAAGGACCCCAAGACCACCCCUCCAUGUCCAGGAAACCAUGCAGCAAAAGCUGAUGCAAGUGCGGCAGCCCAGGCGCCCGCCACCGGCGAACCUGGUGCAUCGUUAGAGGAGCCAGUGGAUCGUGCCUCCAGGGGGAAGACAUGUGUGUUUGUGUGCUUAGUCGAUGUGGCGUGCUCAGAGGAAUCGCCUCAAUGCAGCACCAAGGUCUUCCUUGCAGGCUCGUAUUGGUGCCAAUUCGACUUUGCGUGCCCACCCUUUGAACCAGCAUUCACAGUGACCUACAUCCCAUAUAAGCCCCCAGAUGCUCCAACAUCCACCGGUAGCCAAAUGGUCAUUGUGGAGCCACCUGGUCCAGCAGCGUCACCAGUCAUGGCUGAUGUGACAAUAACCGCAAGCACGGCCAUGCCCCCAACUGCAGCUCCUGGUGCUGCUGCCCCUCCUGGUACUGAUAAGAACGUCAGCGCUGGGGCUACUGCUUUGACGACCCCUGGUCCCAUUGUUACCCCUGUCACGGUCGAGGGGGGCCCAACACCGCAGGAGCCUGGAAGCCCGCCUGGCAUGCCACCAGCUACAGUACGUUCAGGGCAAGGUGCCAGUUCACGGCCACGCAAGCCUCCGGCACCACAGUGCUUUUAUGUGUGCCAACGUGAAGUUUGCAGUGCAGACACUUGUGAGGUGGUCGAGGGGUCCGACUUUUGCACAUUUUGGGCGAUGUGUCCUGCUAACCCGCCAGCUUCGCGAGUAAUUUAUCUGCCCCAAGAUGCGGAGACCGAUCCCCCUGGGACUGUCAUAGCAGCAGCAGGGGCACAAACACCAGAGCCUUUGCCCGGUCUGAACCCUGCAGCAGCACCUGGUCCAGUUAUGCAGAAGAGAAUAGGGGGGUAG